GGUAUUUGAACGCGGCGCGCGGCGGCCUCCGCUUCCACAAGCGGCGGCGGCGGCAUAGGAGGGUCAUGAAGGCAGCGGAGGCAGCUGGGGAAGCGGCGGGACUGAAGAAGAGCGCGAGCCGAGCCGGACCCACCUGUGCUGCUAGCGUAACGUCAUGUGAUCCCACUGGCCACAUGGAUGACCACAAGGACACGACUGAGCUGUUUGCCCAGUUAAAAGAAUGCCUCUCCCGCUCUCCGGGAGAUGAUUCCACCACCACCAGCAAAGAGUUGCUGGUGCAGCAAGGCAAAAUGUGUGACCGUGUCCUUCGCAUUUGUGUCAAGCGGAUGGGCCAGCCCGGUGUCUCCCCAGCACAUGCCACCACCCUGGUGGCCAUGGCUAGGGAGGCUUGCCACGGCUACCUGACAGUGGUGAGACAGCCUCCUCCUCUCUACUUGGAGAAGAUCCUCUACCACCUACUGCGAAAUGCGGCUCACCAACACAAGUACAGUGCCUGCUGGAUGGUGGCUGAUCUCCUCCGUGCCCGCCUGCUGAGCUACCGCUCUGGCCAGGCGCCCUCCAGGGACACAAGCUUCACAUCCAUCGCCUACAGCAGCUUUAACGCUCUCUGGAGAGCGUCAGAGAGCCUGGUGGAGCCCAACAGGCUGCAGGAGGGUAGAGCCAUCUUCUCAGUCCGUCUGCGAGCCCUGUGCUUCCUCCUGCUGCUGGAGGAUGACAGGCCAGCCUUGCCGCUGCUGCAGCCCCCCUUCUUCACCUCGGAAACGGCACAGCAGGCAGCAGCUGCUGCUGCUUUCUAUGAAGCCAAGCAGGUGCAAUCUUCGUCUUUGCUCAGCCGAAAGCUUGGGAACCUCUUGCUCGCGACUCUGCGAGAGGAAGCAUCAACGCCGCCCACCCUCCAGCAAUGCCUCUGCUUCUUUGAGCUCACCCGUGAGCAGUGCCGGCAUCUCUGCAAGAGUGGCGAGUACCAGGACGCUCAGCAGGCGAUAAAAGACUUGAGGGACUUUGUUGGGGCCGCUGACAACUCUGUAACAUCUUUUGGUGCCCCCCUGUCCCUCCUGGAUGCUGGGGUGCAGCUGAGCUGGGAGCUGGCCAAGGGCACUGGCUCCAUGGAGCUGUUCUUACCGGCUGCAGUGGUUCUCGGCACGGCAGUGGAGGCCUCGGAGAGGUUCCUCAUGCUGCUGGCUGAGAGCUGCCAGUUUGUCAUCUCCUUGCUCAGCGAGUCCAUGAAGACGAGCAGACCACAGCUCUUCAGGCAGGAAGACGUGCUUGGGCUCUGUGCCUUCACCAAUGGGCACUGCCGUGUCCUCCAUCGGGUGCUGGAGCGGAUUCCUUCUUAUGGUGCCAAACAGAAGCUCCUGGUGAAGCAGCUACUCUACUCCAACCUCCAGCUCUUUACCAGCAUGGUGUAUGAUGCCUUGCAGUCUUCCCAGCUGACAGGCUGGCUGGCUCUGGAACAGCUGGUGGCGGAAUGUGGGAAGAGCAUGACCUGGAUGCUGGAUGCACUGGAGGGGCUUACUGGGAGCGAGCGAACCCGAUACCUCAAUGUCACUGUGUCCUGUGCCUUCAAGCUGGCCUACAUCUUCUACAACCAGAACCUUCACAAGGAGGCCAGCUCGCUCUGUGAGCUUCUCUGCAAGAGGCUGACGGCAGAAGAUGCCUACGCAUGUCCAGAGAUACCCCCAGACAAGCUCCAUAAAUGCUUUAGGCUGCUGGUAGAAAGCUACCGCAAACUGGGACAGCUGGAGAGGGCCCUGGAGUGCGUAGUGUGGUGGCUGAGCGCCCUGCAGGGCCGCAUCAAGGAGCUGCUGGCAGAGCCUGUCUCUCUCUGGGCCAGAGUCAAAACAGAUGCUGCGAAACAGGGGAAUGAGGAGUUAGGGUUACGGACCCUCAAGGAAGGCUUGAAAGGGCACAACCUGGACCCGGAUACCUUGGUAACUGUCCUCUUUGCGGAGUUGAAGGCCUAUAAGGCCAUCCGAGCUGACACAGGGAAGGAACGCUAUAACACCCUCUGCGACCUGCUGGAGAUCUGCUCGGAGGAGAGCGGCCGCCUGCACGAGCGAGCUUUCUGCCUGGUGGAACUGGCCCAGGUUUUGUGCUACCACAGCUACCCUGAGUUCACAGAGUGCUCCUGUCUGGACUCGAUCCAUGAAGCUUUAUACCUGCUGGAGUUGGUGCCCAGGAACACUCAGAACCAGGACCAGCUCCUUGAUGACCAGGCACAGGCUCUGCUCUGGCUCUACAUAUGUACUCUCGAGUCCAAGCUGGAGAAGAGCAUAGAGAGGGACCAGAGAGUCAAAGCUAUGGGGCUGAAGAACCCGGAUGACUUUGAGACCAACGAUCUCAACUAUGAAAGCCGGCAGCUGGAGGAUAGGUUUACGUGUGAUAGCAUCUGUUUCAACCUGGUGACAGAGACUGAUCUGUCCAAAAGCCUGGAUGACGCCUUUGCCUUGUGGAAGCAGCUCCUUGAGAAACCAGGUGUCCCAGCUGUGCGCAGCCCUGAACAGACUGUGGCUUCCCUGCAGCUCCUGGCAACUAUCUACAAGCUGAUGUUCAAGCCCUUCCAAGCUUUGGAGAGCUAUCACCUGGUCAGAGCCCUGUGCAGCAGGCUCGGAGACAGCCUGGGCAUGGCCCGUGCCCUGUGCCACAUCACCAAGCUGCUCUUCCAGCUGGAAUGCCCCAGCUAUGCCAAGCUUUUCCUGGAGGAGACAGAAUCCUGCCUGCAGGAAGCAGACAGCAGCAAUGAUUCCUACCCGCUGGUGCAGCAAACCUGCCUCCUGCUCCGCAGCCAGCUCUGCUGUGUCAACUACCAGAUUGAGGAGGGUGUCACCCUUUUGCUGGGGGUGCUCCAAAACCCAGCUCUGCGAAAGAACACAAAGGACUGGUACCUGCUACGAGCCUCCAUCCUUCAACUGGUGGCCUUCUACCUGAGCCUCCCCCCUGCCAGCCUCUCACCAGAGCUCCGGCAGCAGAUCUUUGGGCAAGGGUGGAAGAUGACCGAGACAGCUCUUACUGAAGCCCACAAGCUCUUCCGUAGUAUCAUCUUGGUGGUGAUGGGCAGCAACGUGCUGGGCUGUCAGACAAAGCCAGCUGAUGUCCAGUUCUUGGAUUACGGGGAAAACCUGCUGCUGAAGUGGGAAGUGCUGGCAGACUUGCUGGCCUGCUUGAAGCACUACGUGGCCCUGCUCAGCAGCUUGGAGCUGGUGAGUAGAGCCAAGCUCUUCUGCUUUGAGGCCAUCCAUCUGGCCAUGAGACUGCAAACCACACGGUGGUGUUGUUUUUUCCUGAUGUUGAAGGCCCAGCUGGAACUGCAGGAGGGUGAGCCAGAGCUGAGCCACCACAACCUCCAGCAGGCUCUCUUCCUCCUGGAGUCUGACACCAACUAUGAAGCCAUCGAGGAGCAGAAAGGCCAGACAAAGGUCAUGCACAGAGAGAGGAAGAGACUGGCCUUCCUCACCCACCCGGCAGCCUGCCUGUGCCACCUCUGCUCCGACGUGGUCCUCUCGGCACUCUGCCUGCGCUGGCUCAUCUCUCAUGCCCAGACUGAACUGGCAGAGGGCAGCAAAGCCGAAGGACUGGGUCUGAUCCGAGACACGUUGCUACGCUGUACUGCCGUGGCCACACGCUUUGAUGCUGUGCUGCGAGACAAGCUGCAGUGCAGUUCUGUCACCCGUGUCCCUGCACUGGAGCUGCUGGAUGAACUGGUGGCCACUGGCUAUGCCACAUUAGCCCUGCAGAGCCUGGGCAACCCUUUGCUGGCAGAGGAAAUGGCAGAGGAGCUGGAGACAGGGUUGACCUUCCUAGCAUCCUGCAGACCCAACUUGCCCAGCCUGGAGGUCUCCAGGGCCAGUCUGCUGCUUGCCAAAGCCACGCGUACCAUUUGGCACCUGGCCUCCAAGUGUGGUGACUCCGUGGAUGGCGUCUUUGCCCACUCUUGGACCUGGCAGCUGCCCACGCUGACUCCAGUAGAGCCCAAAGCAUCAUCUGUGCUCCAGACUCUCAAGGGGGAUAAUGUUCGACCUCAAAAGAGCAAAACCAAGACACGUGUUGCCUCUGCUGUUCCCAAGACUGGAACGAAGAAGCAGCAGAGAGCGAAGGCGCCAGCUGUGCCAAGUGCCGAUGCCUUUGCUCCGGGUGACCUGGACAGUGAGGUGACGUUCAGCGAUGACAGCCAAGAGAAGGGUCCCCAAGUGACACCGAUUCCACGACCUACCCGCAAGACGCGUUCCACCCGGAAAGCUCUACCUUCCAACUCCUCAGGGUCUCAGGUGAGCUCUCGGAGCAGCAGCACCCAGCUCCGGAGAAAGCGGCUUGCCGCAUGCCGAGCUGGCGCUGCAGAGGAGAAGAAGGAGCAGGUGACGUGCAGGGCUCGUGGCAAGAAAGUGGAGGAGGACUUGGACCUUUCAAUGGCCUUUGAGGAAGAGAGAGGAGACCCAGGAAGCAGUCAGCUGCCCCGGCAUGGACAGAAGGGAGCAGACGAGGAGCAUGAGAUCCUGAGGCAAGAGGACUGCACUGAUGUCUUGGCAAUGCAGCGGCUGGAUGGUGGGAACCCUGUGUGCCUGGAGGGGACUCUGUCCACCCUGCCCGGGGCUGCCGAUGUCUCCUUGCUGGAUACGGUCGUGGAGCGCCUGAAAGAGGCUUUCAACUGCAUUAGCCACUGCCCUCCCGGUGCGCUUUACAGACAGCUCUGCCUGCUCCUGGCUCUGGCCAUGGGCGACCACGACCCUCUGGCCACAGCCUAUCUUCUCUCCGAGUCCAUCUCCAUCACCAUUCGUCAUCAGAUGCUCAGCAUCAUCCCCAGGAAGAUCCACAAAGAGCAGAAGUCAGUGAGAGCCGUGGCCGAGCAGCUCCGUGGGCUCUCCUUGCAGGAGCAGAGUACCAUCCAGUGCAGUCCCCGCCUCGCCGAGCUUGAGGGGUUCAUGUUCAGCUCCACAGGGCUGGGCCCUGAGGUGCAGGAUGACUUCCAGAGGCAGCUCCAGCAGAUCCCCAGCGGGGUGACUGUGUGUAUGCUGACCCUCGCCAGCAUCCAGCUUGGCUCCGUGGGGGAGACACUGCUGCUGACACGGCUGGAGAAGGACAUGGCUCCCGUCACCAUCCGCAUCCCCAAGGUCCCGCUGCACUCACUGCUGAGCGAGUUUGAAUCCAUCCUGAAGGAGCAAAAACAAGUCAACAACUGCACAGACAAUCAGGCGUGGUGGCUGCGCCGCUCUGAGCUAGACUGCAGGAUGAAGAGCAUCAUUGACACCAUGGAAACACAGGUGCUGGGCUGCUGGCGGAGUGCCUUGAUCCCCAGUGGCCUCACGCAGCCUCGUCUGGCCAAGGAAGCCGCCCAGUUGUCCCUACAGCUCCGCCAGUACGGCUGGAGGGACUCGCAUUCCAGCCUGCUCCAGGUGCUGCUGAAGGUCGCUCCGUUCCUCACCCCCGAGGAUGUACAAGCCCUGGCCUUUGGCCUCUGCCCAGCGCAGCCCCACAAGGCUCAGCUCCUCCUGCAGAAGGCGGUGGGGAAGAAGAAAGCCUGUGCUGCGUGGGCUGGUGGCUCCCUGGUCCUGGUUCUGGACAGGCAUCUGCAAAAGCUGCCCUGGGAGUCCAUGGAGUUCUUGAAAGCUGUGACCGUAACCAGGCUCCCCUCCCUGCGCUUCCUGCUCAGCUAUUCCCUGGCACAGAAGCAGAGACCAUCUGUGCUGACCCGCGGUGUGAAUCCCAGGAGCACUUUCUACAUCCUCAACCCCCACCGUAACCUCCCGCACACAGAGAAGCUGUUUCGGAGCUGGUUUGAGAGUGAGCCUGGCUGGAAGGGGGUGACUGGAGCCAUCCCAAGCCCAGAGCAGAUGCAGGCAGCCCUCCAGGAGCAUGAUCUCUACAUCUAUGAGGGGCACGGGACAGGCACCCGUUUUCUGGAUGGACAGACCAUCGCCAGACUGAAUGGCCGUGCCGUCACCCUGCUCUUUGGCUGCAGCAGCGCCGCGCUUGUUGUCCGGGGCAGCUUAGAGGGCUGCGGCACCGUCCUCAACUACAUCAUGGCCGGCUGCCCCCUGGUUUUGGGGAAUUUGUGGGAUGUUACAGACAGAGACAUCGACCGCUUCGCCUUGGCGCUGCUGCAGGGCUGGCUCCGCGGGGGUUCAGGCGCCCCGUUCUUGCACUACAUCGCGCAGGCACGCCAAGCCCCCAAGUUCAAGAGCCUCAUCGGGGCAGCCCCCGUCGCCUAUGGGCUACCUGUCUGGCUGGAGUGACAACAGGGUCCGCUCCCUUGGCAACUGACUGACUUACCCUUUGGGUAGAAAGAAAAGUGGUUUUAAUUGGCCAAUUUGAUUA
Molecule: messenger RNA, 6309 nt
Organism: Cuculus canorus (common cuckoo)
Lineage: Eukaryota; Metazoa; Chordata; Aves; Cuculiformes; Cuculidae
Gene: ESPL1
Product: extra spindle pole bodies like 1, separase
Exons: 31
Coding region: 66-6227 (2053 amino acids)
Biological process (GO): meiotic chromosome separation; proteolysis
Cellular component (GO): centrosome; nucleus; mitotic spindle
Molecular function (GO): cysteine-type endopeptidase activity
Source: RefSeq, a predicted model, not a curated record